Messenger RNA from Porites lobata, 2025 nucleotides. NCBI's taxonomy places the organism in Eukaryota, Metazoa, Cnidaria, Anthozoa, Scleractinia, Poritidae. The record is from the annotation of a GenBank genome assembly.
AUGGAUAAAAGGACCCCUUCCAUUACUGCGGACAGCCGUUAUUUAUUGCUUUUAAAUCUUCUGCUAGUUUUUGCUGUCUCAUCUUCAAAAAGUCAUUGUACAAACAAAUGGUGCGAGAAAAAGUCUUUGUCUCCUAAAACCGACGCCAAACACAAUUCGUCCCUAGCUGGAUACGUUUUUGAGGCCUUGAACGUUUCGAUCUGGAAAGAAUGUUUUCACGUGUGCUUGAGCAAAUGUCUGUGCCACUCGUUUAACUUUAACGAACUCAACAAAACCAAAAAUUGUGAGCUGAACGAUGCAACAGCAACACUGGAACCGAAGGCCCUGGAGAAAAGAGAAGGCACAACUUAUUACGAAAUAGGGAGGUCUUACUUUGACCAAAAGGUAAUUUUGGUUUUAUUCACAGCUCCACUAAGGGUCAUUUUUUUAGUGGAUUAACCAGCAAAAAUUUAUCUUUUAAAUUUUUUUCGGUCUCUGUUGUUUCAGGCGUUAGCUUGUGGCAAACUUAACAACCACACUCUGCUCAAAAAUAUAAUUUAAAUUCGGAGUCCCUUUUUUCCACAAACAUUAGUAAGACUAAAAAAAUAAAAUAGAAUGAGAAUGACCAAAAAAAAAAAAAAUAGAAAGAGACAUCCUUUAAAGGGAUUAUUACUAUUGGUUAGAAAAACUCAUUCGGUUUCCAGGUGGACUACAUGUUAAAAGUAUAAACAAAUUAAAAUGCAAAGGUUUGCCUUCCCUCCUCCGCUUUACACUUUUUAAAUAUUUAAAAUAAAACUGAGUAUUAUAAUCAAAGAAUUUUUAGAAAAGGUUUUAACUGUCAAAAUUACCGUUGAAAGAGAAAGAUAUUUUGUCCAGUCAUUUCCAGGUUUACAAUAAAAAAUACAUUUGUUUGGAGUUUAGUAUGAGAAGAGAUGUGGGAAAAAAAAGGAAAAUACAGCUCACAUAGACACCUGCAUGGAAAGAACUGGUGAUCAUUUUACAUUCUAACUUUUCAGUGGUUUUGUUUUAAUUGUUUUACUUCUUAUUUCAAUAGUCCAUUCACAGUACUACAAAACCCAUGCUGAUAUAUUUCAAAUUUGAUUGACCGCGAAUGGCAUAAAUGUUGUCGCUUUUUAACGCUAAAAAGCAAAAUAACUUAUUAAAAUGACUACUACUAUAAACUCUACUCAAAUAGGAAAGUCAACUCUAACGCCUUUUUUCUCUAUAUAGACUAGUCUUCAUAAAACCUGUUCUGAUCAAACUUGUCAUAACAAGUGCUGUGAGUCCAACCCCUGUCAACAUGGAGGCACGUGUCAUGAAGUGUGUGACGUCACAAAGAGAAGAUUCAACUGCACAUGUCCGACAGGUUUUAGUGGAUUCAAGUGUCAAAUUGUGCCCCCGCUGAAAUCAUGCAAAGACGUAAUGUUGUUUGAGAAAACCAAAUCCAAUGGUAUCUACAACAUUGUUGACCAAAACAACAUUUCGUUCCCAGUUUAUUGCGACUUUGGUUCCGAGACUGGUAUGGCAUGGACUCUGAUCCAGUCCCACUCAUUCCAAAACAAUGGCGCCUUCACAGACAAACCAUUCUACCUGUACGACCUGCCAAUCAACCAAAAUACACCUGAAUGGAGUAGCUACCGUCUGUCGAUGUCCCGUAUGAAGUCAAUCGGAAAGAUCUCCACUCACUGGCGAGCCACUUGUAAUUUUACUACAGAUGGGAUGGACUACCGGGAUUACUGGAAAGUUUCUGUAGAAAGUUUGGAUCUUUUUGUGAAGCCUCCAACACAUGGCUUCUGUGUUUUCUCUGAGUUUGUCAACGUUCGUGGAAAUGAGUGCACCAACUGCACAGUUUUCACUGCGUACUCUGACACUUACACUCUGCACAUGGACAGCUGGUUUGGCUACUCAAGAGGCUGUGAAUUUGACGGAAAGCCUGGAGGAGUAUAUAACGAAGACAACUUUGGUCAUUACGGUGCAACUAACCCCGCUUUUCGCUGCACCUCGUCAGCGAACUCGACUACACAGUUCUGGCUUGGAAGUUCUUAG